AUGAGAACUCAACCGUCCAACGUGUUCAUUUUACGUGGAAUGAACUUCUAUUUUGAAUGUCUGCAACGUGGUAAAGGAAGCUGCGUUUCAGAUGACCAAUCAUCGAUCAUCGCAGAUAUGCUGAAGAUCCUGGCGGCAAAUUUAUUGGCUCCUUACACCGUUAUUCGCUUCUACAGUUUACGGUUGCUGAAGCACAUCAGCAGUAUUCUCGGAUUCGAAGAUGUUUUCGAUUUUUUCAACAUCGCACUGAAAAUUGAAUCAACGCCCGUCACAUACGAAACAUACAGAGGACGUCUGUUAGAGUACCGUCGAAUAGCCGUGUUUCGCUUUCCUGAUCGCAUUUUGCAACACAGUGAGCUCUUUCUUCUGUUGCCCUUGCGAAUUUUGAUUGGACAGUUCUACGUGAAUUUCGCCGUCCUGUGGAAGCCUCUUACGGACAUCGUCGAGGAAAUGUCCAGACGUUUGCUGCAAAACGUGUUCUGGCCGUUCUUGGCAGAAGUGUUGCAAAAGGCAAACGAUGACGCAGGUAAUUACCAGGGCUAUUAUUACUUAUUUUUAUAAAU
This is a messenger RNA of Soboliphyme baturini, 563 nucleotides long. The record is from the annotation of a GenBank genome assembly. Lineage: Eukaryota; Metazoa; Nematoda; Enoplea; Dioctophymatida; Soboliphymatidae.